Molecule: messenger RNA, 1340 nt
Organism: Trichoderma virens Gv29-8
Lineage: Eukaryota; Fungi; Ascomycota; Sordariomycetes; Hypocreales; Hypocreaceae
Exons: 4
Coding region: 169-1089 (306 amino acids)
Molecular function (GO): calcium ion binding
Source: RefSeq, a predicted model, not a curated record
AGCUCUUCUACGGCCUCUGUCUUGGUAGAAGGAAGCUUCAACAACGACGGCGCAGCACAAACCGCGUCCACUGAGCAAGCUAGAAAUCCCUCAUCGUCUCCCUGUAUCGAUACCCGGCGGCCACGUCGCAGAAACAUCUGCGCAGCUCCUUUGAUACAAGUCGCAGAAAUGGCGUACAACCGGCCCUACGACCCCGAUGCUCUCCCCAGAUUUGCUGAGCCUGAACCUAAACCAGGUCAAGCGCCCUCUCCGCAUGCUGGAGCGCCUCCACAGCAGAGAUAUGAUCGCCCUCAGCAGCCACAGUAUCACCAGCAGCAACCACAAUACCAACAGCACCAGCCUCCCCCCCGGCCCGAUCAGCACCAGUACGAUCACCCACCGCGGCGUGAUACGGCGGGACAUGGCCAAGGACAGCCGAGAUACGACCAGCGACACGACACAAAGUCACCAAUCCACCACCCAGGCGCGUACGGGCUCGGAUCACCGCCUCCUGUAGCGGCUGCUCAACGCCCAGCAGCUCAGCACCACCCUGCUCCCGCCUCUCGACCACCCCCAUCCCCAUCCAACGACAUGAAUGGUGCGGAUCCAACACUGCUGCCUUUAUUCCGGGCUGUGGAUAAGGAUGGAACCGGUCACCUAUCCGAAAAGGAGCUCUCAGCAGCCCUCGUCAACGGCGAUUGGACCGCCUUCGACAUCCAAACGGUCCGUAUGAUGAUUCGCAUGUUCGACUCGGACCGCAGCGGCACCAUUGGCUUCCAGGAGUUCUGCGGACUGUGGUCCUUCCUCGCCUCGUGGCGCACUCUCUUCGACCGCUUCGACGUCGACCGCAGCGGCAAUAUCUCCCUACCAGAAUUCACCGAUGCCCUCAUUGCAUUCCGCUAUCGCCUCAGCCCGCAGUUCGUCGAGCUGCUGUUCCGUACGUACGAUAAGCGCGGCGAGGGCGUCAUGAGCUUUGAUCUGUUUGUCCAGGCUUGUAUCUCGCUGAAGCGUAUGACGGAUGUGUUUAAGCGGUACGAUGAUGACCGGGAUGGGUACAUUACUUUGAGCUUUGAGGACUUCUUGAGCGAGAUUUUGAAGCAGAUGAAGUAAUAUCCUCUUUCUAUUCAAAGGAAUUGAAGAGAAGAAAAAAUGGAAAGGAAGCGGAGGGCUGGCUGGAGUUGCUUGGGCAUUUAUCGACGUAGGUCUGAAGGAGGUGGGCAUAGAUGGGCAGAUGGAUGCACGAUACCCUGGGAGAUGUGAGGGCGUCUCAUCUGCAUCUAGAAGUCUCAUCUCGCAUACAUGUACCAUUUUUGUUGUUUGCUUUCUCCCUCGCAUAGUAUUUUUAAAGACAUUUAUUCAUC